AUGGCAUUGCUAAUUUUAGUUUCAGCAAUUCCGUAUGCCACUCACAAUUGUGUUCAUUAUUUGCACGAUUCGAAAGAUACCAGUGCUGUGCGAGUACAACCAGUUACGAAUAAGAUUACAACCUGCUAUCCUAUUUAUGGACAUUUAUUCCAGUACUGUGCAAAUGCCAUGUUAGGGUACCAAAAUCAUUCUGACCUACUGAAGUUAAUCUACACGAAGGAAAUGAAUCCAAAGAAAGAACCUUGCAAGGACAUUGCCUGCGCAAUUCAAGUCUGUUUAAGAGAUAAUCAUUAUCAAGAAGAUAAAUGCAAAGAUAUACUCGAAGCCAUGAGACGUUGCUGUCUUAAGCCAAAUGCAAAAAAUAGCAUUUGCUGCUCAGGAUUUAAGUCUAAAGAGUAA
Trichoplax adhaerens is the source of this 399-nucleotide messenger RNA. RefSeq lists its product as uncharacterized. Gene Ontology annotation, cellular component: mitochondrial intermembrane space. Bases 1 to 399 code for a protein of 132 amino acids. The transcript is spliced from 3 exons. Lineage: Eukaryota; Metazoa; Placozoa; Uniplacotomia; Trichoplacea; Trichoplacidae. The record is from RefSeq and is a predicted model, not a curated record.